AUGUCUUUGUCACCAACCCAAGAUCUAUUGGAUCGCAUCGAUCGUUUACAUGUAAUUCUGGCUAGUGAUUUACCGGCUCUAUCACCGACUGUUGCACACCGUCCGACAAAUUCACUCGAUCUCCGAUCAAUUCAUACAUUUCAUUCGACUAUUAAGUCGGAAUCCAUGAUCAUCGAUGAACUUCAACAAUACAUUGACAAAUUAGAACGAGAACGAGAAAUCUUACUUAAAUCAUACAGCAUUCUCCUUCAACUUUUAAAACAUCAUGAUUCGAAUGAUAAAAGUAAUCUGAUCAACUAUGAUGAUUCUGAUUUGUAA
This is a messenger RNA of Adineta ricciae, 318 nucleotides long. The record is from the annotation of a GenBank genome assembly. Lineage: Eukaryota; Metazoa; Rotifera; Eurotatoria; Adinetida; Adinetidae.